AGUCAUGAUAUGGAUGCGCGGUGGGGAUUGGACUUCACCCGAAUCCAUAGAGAGGUAAGGGGAAGAGAAGAGCUGUCAUAUCAAAAUGUAUAGGAAAUAGUGUUGUGCGCAAAAUAUUGUAUCUACAUUGACUCGUGUCAGUUAAGUUUUUGUGUUAGUCCACCUUCUGCACCAGUGAGUGUAAAGGCAGGCUACGUAUAGAUCGAAUCGAUUUCGUUAUACAGAUAUUUUUGUUAACUUUGAACUUGGAUCAGCUGAAUCAUGAGAUCCAUUAUCCUCGCAGUUUUCUUCGUAUGUGCCAUCGGCCUGGCCUCGCCAGCCUUACAAUGUUCCCACAAAGAACUGGAUAUUCCCAAAGAUUGGAUAGACAUGGACCAACUCUGUAUCCAAAAAAUGAGAGGUCAAGUGGAAGAGGAACUGAAAGCUGCCAUGCAGUACAUGGCAAUGGGUGCUCAUUUCUCCAAAGAUACUGUUAACAGGCCUGGUUUUGCUGAUAUGUUCUUCAAAUCGGCAAGUGAAGAAAGAGAACACGCCAUCAAACUUAUCUCCUACCUGCUCAUGAGAGGAGAACUCACUUCCAAAGUUAGCAGUCUCAUCAAGAGAAAUCUUAUGCCAGCCCAAACAACUUGGAUCAACGGAGUCAGUGCAUUGAAAGAUGCUCUCAGAUUAGAAGCUUCUGUAACCAGGAAAAUCCGUGAUGUCAUCAAAGUAUGUGAGGGAGCAACUUCUUAUAAUGACUAUCAUCUUGUUGAUUACCUUACUGGAGACUUCUUAGAAGAACAGUAUCAUGGUCAACGUGACAUCGCCGGAAAAGUUUCUACUCUGGAAAAGAUGACGGAGAAACAUGGCGCCCUUGGAGAAUGGCUGUUUGAUAAGAAGCUCCUCAAGGGAGAGUUGUAAUUUUAACAUUUGAAAUUUAAUAUUUGUUCAACCAUCUAGAAAUAGUUCAUUGCCAAUGUUGAAUACCUUACAUACCACUUGUGAUAUAUUUACUAUUUCAUUUUGUAUUGAUUUUCUAGUUAUGUUUGAGUAGUGUUUAAGUGGAACAUUAAUGAGAUAAAAAAAGUUUUGUGAUUCAAUAAAGUUGAUUAUUUUAAUGA
Molecule: messenger RNA, 1100 nt
Organism: Leptinotarsa decemlineata (Colorado potato beetle)
Lineage: Eukaryota; Metazoa; Arthropoda; Insecta; Coleoptera; Chrysomelidae
Product: ferritin heavy chain
Biological process (GO): intracellular iron ion homeostasis; iron ion transport
Cellular component (GO): cytoplasm
Molecular function (GO): ferrous iron binding; ferric iron binding
Source: RefSeq, a predicted model, not a curated record